Messenger RNA from Exophiala oligosperma, 2400 nucleotides. RefSeq lists its product as uncharacterized. Gene Ontology annotation, molecular function: methionyl-tRNA formyltransferase activity. The transcript has a single exon. Bases 98 to 1345 code for a protein of 415 amino acids. The record is from RefSeq and is a predicted model, not a curated record. Gene Ontology annotation, biological process: conversion of methionyl-tRNA to N-formyl-methionyl-tRNA; biosynthetic process. NCBI's taxonomy places the organism in Eukaryota, Fungi, Ascomycota, Eurotiomycetes, Chaetothyriales, Herpotrichiellaceae. Gene Ontology annotation, cellular component: mitochondrion.
UAAGAACCUAGGUAAAUAGCAUAUUUUUUCUUGUCGAAUUACAUCUUGCGGCCGUUUUCGUCUCGGGUCAACCAAAUCAUCGACAUGAUCGGGGCAAAUGAAGCGAACUCCAUUCUGGCCAUCGUCAUACUGGCACACGAGUUCUAGAACUUCGAGGUGGUCGGGUUUGUCUUCUCCCCGGCUGCUCUCGACCCAAAAACCCAAAGGUGACCCCCUACGCGUACUCUUCUGCGGCUCCGAUUCAUUCAGUGCGACCUCCUUGACGGCCCUGCAUGCCUUUUCAAAAACACCGCAAGCCAACAUCGCCUCCAUUGAUGUUCUCACGAGGACAGACAAACGAAGUGGUCGAGGUCUAAAGCACGUCAAUAGUCCACCGAUCAAGCAUGUCGCCCAACGACUUGACCUGCCCGUUCAUCAAAUCGACACCUUUAGAGGGUGGAGUUCACCGGAGUACCAAGGCUUGAAUGGACGGAUUAACCUGGUGGUAGCUGUAUCCUUCGGGCUGCUCAUCCCUCGAAGGAUUCUCGAUAUUGCAAAAUACAAUGGUCUGAAUGUGCAUCCCUCAAUGCUACCGGACCUGCCAGGAGCUGCACCAAUUCAAUGGUCCAUAAUCUAUGGCAGAACGACAACGGGAAUCACGGUACAGACAUUACAUCCAUCCAAGUUCGAUCAAGGGACAAUACUUGACCAGACUCCUGCUCCCGGCAUCGAGAUCCCCAAUCCUCAAAGUAUUACGACUCCGCAACUCAUUGACUUGUUGGCGCCCUUGGGAGCAGAUAUGUUGGUCAACGCAAUUCGGCACAGACUGUACAUCCCGCCGCAGACUCCCAUCCGCGACCAAGAGAAUCCGGAGGAGGUUGCAAUGGCUCCUAAGAUCACUGCCCAGAUGAGAGUCGUUGAUUUCGCCAAAUUCACGGGUACUGAACUACUACGGCGAAACCGAGCCAUCGGACCUCUACAGGUUUUCAUCAAGAAUGACGAUGCGAUGAAGGACACGAUCCGCAUCAAAAUAUCCGAGGAUGCGCGAUUUGCUACCGCCUCUGACAUCCCAGAAGGGUUGAGAAGCUGUGCCGACUCCAUCCCAGUGGGCGUUCCUUACGCAAUUAUACCGAAAAGCCAAGAUCCGAUUGAAAGUGAUAAGCCUUUGUUGGUCAACACUCUCGCCACAGAUGGCGAGGGUAGACAACUUGUGUUUCCUCACAUGACUGUCGCUUCUAUGGGAAAAUCUACUGGUGCCGCAGCCGCUGCUCGCACCGUAGUCUUCCUGAGAGCAGAGAGUGUCGGAGACUUUUGUCUGCAGGUCUCUACGCGGCCUUUUGAAUUGCCGGAGAUCCACACCGCAUAAGAACAACCUAUACACCGAGAUUCGCAGAAGCCAUCUACCUGAUGAUAACGCCGGCAUCUGGAAAUGUUCAGCGCUAUACCCGUCCAAAUAGGUUUUUGACCUACCAACUACAAUUUGCUGGCCUGUGAUCGAGGUGUUCUUUGCAGUCGAGAUGAAUGAGUCGGCACAGUCAUCCAGAUAUGUCUUGUCAAUGGUUAGCAUGUCGUGGAAGGGCAAGAAGAGAAACCCACUUCAUGUUUCAAGGCAGCUGCAUUAAUCGUCUGCUGUCGUCGGUCCUCAGUGUACCUCAUACCCUGCUAUUGUUAGCGGUCGAGACUUUGUUCUAGUUUGGACUAUACUUUCCCAAUCUGUGAGCAGAAGACCUGGCAAAAUUGCGUUGACUCUUAUCUUCGGGCCUUGGGUCGAGGCGAGGCAUUUCAUCAUGUGAACACCGGCGGCCUUGGUCACAGCUACUACAUGUUAGAAGGCCAGGCUGAACUGAGGAAGUCUUGACAUACAGUAGCCCAUGCUACUUCCAGCACAGCUAAUACCCUUGGAUAUGUCAGCUUGGAGACUUGGUGGUCUCGACAGUUUCCUACCGCAAUCGAUGAAGAAAUGAGAAAUACUCCUCCAUCCGGGUUGGCAUUGAAGAGCGGUGCAACCUCCUGCAUCAGACAUAGUUGUGACAUGACAUUCACGUGCCAACACUGCUGAGAUGAGCUUGGAUAUUGAACAUCACAGCGGUAGUCUGUACCUUGUCCCAUUCAUCGUGGCUGAGAUCGUUAAUGUCUCCAAAUUUCGCAAAUCUAGUCCAGCCAGCAUUGUUGACGAGGACAUCGAUUCCACCGAGUUGUUUCACGGUCUCCUGGACCAGCCGAGCACAAUCUGCUGCGACUCCGACAUCCUAAGAACCAUGUGAGCUUUGCUCGAUACAUGUCAAGUAGACCACAAGACCCACCCCUUGGACAAUGGCAGCCUUGACACCGAAGUCCUUCGUGCACUUUCCGGCAAGCUCUUCUGCUUUGUUCUUUGCGCUUGCAUAGUUGAUCAUGAGAUUUGCACCCUCUGCAGCAAAC